Molecule: messenger RNA, 1271 nt
Organism: Cyprinodon tularosa
Lineage: Eukaryota; Metazoa; Chordata; Actinopteri; Cyprinodontiformes; Cyprinodontidae
Gene: nfyal
Product: nuclear transcription factor Y, alpha, like
Exons: 10
Coding region: 168-1220 (350 amino acids)
Biological process (GO): regulation of transcription by RNA polymerase II
Cellular component (GO): CCAAT-binding factor complex
Molecular function (GO): RNA polymerase II cis-regulatory region sequence-specific DNA binding; DNA-binding transcription factor activity, RNA polymerase II-specific
Source: RefSeq, a predicted model, not a curated record
AACCCUGCUUAAUGCAGGAAAAAAAUUACAUUUGACUUUAAUUUUGACCGCUGUGUCGCCGGGAUCAUUUCAACCACAAAGACCUUCGUGUUCUUGCUCGGUGUUGGGCUGCUGCGGGGGAAACAUGAGCUCUCUGCGGCUCUAAUGAGGGCUGAGCAGAUUGAAGCAUGGAGCAGUACACCACUGCCACCACUACAGCUGGGGAGCAGAUCGUUGUGCAGGCUGCUAAUGGACAGAUCCAGCAGCAGACACAGGGCACAGUGACGGCUGUGCAGCUGCAAGCAGAGGCGCAAGGCCAGCAGGUGCAGACACUCCAGGUAGUGCAGGGACAGCCUCUAAUGGUACAGGUGAGCGGCGGACAACUCAUCACAUCCUCAGGGCAGCCCAUCAUGGUGCAGGCCAUGUCAGGGGGUCAGGGUCAGACCAUAAUGCAGGUUCCUGUGUCCGGAGCUCAAGGUCUGCAGCAGAUCCAGCUGGUACAGCCUGGUCAGAUACAGCUGCAAGGCGGUCAGACUCUUCAGCUCCAGGGUCAGCAGGGUCAGCCUCAGCAAAUCAUCAUCCAGCAGCCCCAGACGGCCAUUACAGCCGGACAAAACCAGAGCCAGCAGAUCAGCGUGCAGGGGCAACAGGUGGCACAGACAGCAGACGGACAGACCAUCGUCUACCAGCCCGUCAAUGCAGAUGGUUCUGUUCUACAGCAGGGAAUGAUCACAAUCCCCGCUGCCAGCCUAGCAGGUGCCCAGAUAGUCCAAGCAGCAGGGGGCGCCAACACCAAUACUACCAACAGCGGCCAAGGCACUGUGACCGUCACCCUGCCUGUCUCCGGCAACAUGGUCAAUGCAGGUGGAAUGGUCAUGGUAAGGCCCAGUGCAGAGAUGGUGCCAGGAGGCGGCAGCGUUCCCACGAUGCAGCGCAUCCCCCUUCCAGGUGCAGAAAUGCUGGAGGAGGAGCCUCUGUACGUUAACGCCAAACAAUACCAUCGUAUUUUGAAGCGAAGACAAGCCCGGGCCAAACUGGAGGCUGAGGGCAAGAUCCCCAAGGAGAGGAGGAAAUACCUACACGAGUCUCGCCAUCGUCAUGCUAUGCAGCGUAAGCGUGGAGACGGAGGGCGUUUCUUUUCCCCUAAAGAAAAAGAAGAGGCAGCUUUAGGCCUAUCGCAACAGGAAAUAGCCCCCGCAGCCCCAGACGAGACAGUGACUCAGAUGAUCAGAGUGUCAUAGCAUUUACCCAAACACCAGGACAUGAGACUGUUCUUCCCAGCUAACCUGACC